Molecule: messenger RNA, 1699 nt
Organism: Pectinophora gossypiella (pink bollworm)
Lineage: Eukaryota; Metazoa; Arthropoda; Insecta; Lepidoptera; Gelechiidae
Gene: VGAT
Product: vesicular inhibitory amino acid transporter
Exons: 4
Coding region: 1-1620 (539 amino acids)
Biological process (GO): amino acid transmembrane transport
Cellular component (GO): vacuolar membrane
Molecular function (GO): amino acid transmembrane transporter activity
Source: RefSeq, a predicted model, not a curated record
AUGCAUCAUUUAAGUCGGUUCAAGAUUCCUCCGUUGAAGAAUGCGCUGGACGUGGCCAUGCAGACGGUCAGGCAACAGAUGCCUGACAAGCCAGGGCCGCCACCUCGCCCGCCCCAGAACGUUAGAUUCGCUAACUUGGAGAAUAUGGGUGAGAGCUGCGAGCUGUCGACGAUGAAUGAAUCAACCUCCCCGACCUACCAGUCGACCAACCCGACCAACCCGUUCCUGAGCGGACAACUGCAGGCCGAAGACUCUUUCACUAGCUAUCAGAACACCUAUCCUCAGCAAGAUGGCGCGGCACCGAGAACCCAAAGCAUGCAGAGCGUGGACUUCUACGCGUCCUCGGAAGAAGGUGGCUUCGAAGAAGGCGGCUGCAAGCCUGGACACAAGAUCAACGAGUUCCAAGCCGCUUGGAACGUUACCAAUGCUAUCCAGGGUAUGUUCGUGGUAUCACUGCCUUUCGCAGUACUCCAGGGAGGCUACUGGGCUAUCGCCGCCAUGAUCGGCAUCGCCCACAUCUGCUGCUACACCGGCAAGAUCCUCGUCGAGUGCCUCUACGAAGACGAUCCCGUGUCAGGUCAGCGUGUCAGGGUCCGCGACUCCUACGUCUCCAUCGCCAAGGAAUGCUUCGGCAGAAAAUACGGCGCAAGAAUCGUCAACCUCGCUCAGAUCAUCGAGCUCUUAAUGACUUGCAUUCUUUACGUCGUCGUCUGCGGAGACCUCAUGAUUGGCACCUUCCCCGACGGCAGCAUCGACACACGGUCCUGGAUGAUGCUCAUAGGAAUAUUCCUCCUCCCGCUAGCCUUCCUCAAGUCCCUCAAAAGCGUCAGCAUGCUCUCCUUCUGGUGUACCAUGAGCCAUCUCAUCAUCAACGCCAUAGUCCUCGGCUACUGCAUCCUGAACAUCGGCGAUUGGGGCUGGUCUAAAGUCAAGUGGAGCUUGGACUUCGAAAACUUUCCCAUCAGUUUAGGUGUCAUCGUGUUCUCUUAUACGUCGCAAAUAUUUCUGCCGACACUUGAAGGUAACAUGGAAGAUAGGUCAAAGUUUGAAUGGAUGCUGGAUUGGUCUCACAUCGCCGCCGCCGCGUUCAAGGCCACUUUUGGUUACUUGUGCUUCUUGACCUUCCAAAACGACACUCAGCAGGUGAUCACCAACAACCUCCGCUCCUCUGGGUUCAAAGGUCUGGUCAACUUCUUCUUGGUCGUCAAAGCGGUGCUGAGUUAUCCCUUACCAUAUUACGCUGCCUGUGAUCUUCUAGAACGUGCUCUCUUCCGAGGUAAACCCAAGACGUUAUUCCCGGUAAUCUACGCUUUAGAUGGUGAGUUGAAAGUUUGGGGUCUCGCGUGGAGACUUGGAGUGAUAAUGUUCACUAUUCUGAUGGCGAUUUUUAUUCCCCACUUUGCUAUUCUCAUGGGCUUCAUAGGAAGCUUUACUGGCACCAUGCUGAGUUUUAUAUGGCCCGCGUAUUUCCACUUGAAGCUGAAGGGACCGCAGCUUGAGAGCACUACUAUUGCUUACGACUACUUUAUCAUAGGUCUUGGGGUCCUCUUUGGCAUCAUCGGGAUGUACGACUCCGGUUCAGCUCUAAUAAAGGCGUUCAAAAUAGGGCUGCCGUUCUAAAUUAGUAGUGCUAGAAAAAUUGUUGAACUAUUUUUAGAUUCAUGCGUACUCCAUUAUGUUUGCCGUGGCACUCGCGGUU